Suillus paluster is the source of this 1695-nucleotide messenger RNA. RefSeq lists its product as uncharacterized. The coding region runs from base 217 to 1548 and encodes 443 amino acids. The record is from RefSeq and is a predicted model, not a curated record. NCBI's taxonomy places the organism in Eukaryota, Fungi, Basidiomycota, Agaricomycetes, Boletales, Suillaceae. Gene Ontology annotation, molecular function: protein binding. The transcript is spliced from 3 exons.
CGAUCGAGCUGAGCCUUAGUCACCAAAAGUGCUAUCGACUAGAUUCCUACGUUGACUGCAUGAUACCUGAUGACGUGGCAUAGAUAUUCUCUUCUGCGAUAGGAUCAACUAAAUAUCCCCUGGGUUGCGUAUUAAAGCCGUACUAGUAGAGUUACCCUCACCUUCCUCGAACGUUUCAACCUCCCUCGCGUUACUAGUAUAUACAUAACAAAUAACAUGCAGACAGUCAACUCAAAAGUUAAUUUCUCACCGGCGUCGGAUAUCAUUGGUGCACUGCAGAACAUUCUCGCACGUUCACAAGUGAUCAUGCCAGACCUCGAAACUCCGUACUCCCGAGCCAGUCUUCCCAAUACUAACCACUGCGCAGUGGAGCUCAAAGACAGGCUCAUUAGCGCCAUCAUCACCGAACGGGAGCUGCAGUUGGAUGCAGUUUCGCAUGAGUUCUCAGACCUGGAAACAGUCAUGGACAAUAUCAAAAAUCUUCACCAGCACCUCGUCGAAAAGAAGGAAAAGAUCACCCAGUCUAUGAAUUUACACAAGGGAUUCGUAUCGGCUUUCUGGCGCUUGCCAACCGAAGUCCUAUCCCAAAUUUUUAUCCACUGUCUCCCAGACACUAGUCACUUGUCACCCGCGUCGGGGCUAGCCCCCAUGCUGUUGACCAGAGUAUGCCGACGAUGGAGGGAGAUUGCUGUGUGCAUGCCCAGUUUAUGGUGCAAGCUGCAGUUGGAAGUCGACUCCCGUAGCAGAGACUGGAAGGGGAAACCUUUCUGUUAUGACUUAUGGCUCAAGCGGUCCCGAGGAUGUCCGCUCUCGUUGGCACUCCAGGGCUACACAGAGGGAUCGACCCAGUUACGAAGCCUUCUUCAACCUUACAUCAAUCAAAUCUCGUCUCUCUCUACCGAUCUCUCCGUUGAUGUCCCAAAACUGUUAACAGAACUCCCAGCACUUCAGGAGCUGACCGUAAACGCGUACAGGGACAAUUAUUCUAUCAUGACGGCUAUUGCACAAUCUAUCUCGCGACCGCCGUUCACUAUGCGCAGUCUUAGGGUAAUAGGGCCGCUAUUCUACAUCGCAGAGUUUUCUGCUCUCAAUCUCGUAUUCGCCCACCUGACAAAUUUGGAGGUCGCCAUCCGUGAACCCAUUGCUGUCCCCCACUUGCUCCGUCUAUGUCCCAACCUCUCCUCGUUAACGAUUCGCGUACACAUCAGCCCACGAAAACAAGCCAUCGAGCCAUUCACUCACACCACACUUCAAUCAUUGUGCAUCGUUUAUGGCUCUUUGCACACAAACUAUGUACCUGACCUAUUCAAUGCGCUAUCACUCCCCAAUUUACGCCUGCUUGAAACUCGCUGCGCUUGGCCACUCGUCAAUUCACCCUUGUUAACAUGGCCUCAUGAGGAGGUGAGGGCAUUCUUGGCACGGUCAAAUUGUCCCCUGAAGAGCCUGAUUUUCGGCUCUGGAGUGAUGAUGACAGAUGAGCAGCAAGCGAAAUACGUUGCCCUUAUUCCUUCCUUCGAAGUACUUAGUAGCAGUUCCCAUGUUUCAUGAUACCUUGGUCGUUACGCAUUUCGCAACAUGAUAAUACGGACUCAUGCUAAGGGCUAUAUACUUUAUGCUAUCAGCCUCGUAGUAUAUCUUUCUUUGUAUGCCCAAGUUACAAAGAAAUGAUCGCGAGCAGUGAUUCGGGUGUCGCGG